AACUUGAGCCGUGUUUUGUUUUCCCUCCACUAAAACACGUGUGAGAGGUUUAUAGAGGAAACAAAUGCUAUCGCGACGACUUCCUUCUACGGCGGUUUCUUUCUCAUGGCGGCGGUCCAGACUCCCGAACUUGGUCCCCACCCAAACGGUGCAGAUGGUUCAGAGAUCUCUCGAGUCACUCUCCGUUUGCCCUAAUAAAGUUUGCAUGAUUGCCUUCUGUUAUUCCACCAGUCCUCAAAUAUCCGCCGACUUGACCGACUCAAUCCCCCAACCGCCGUCAAAACAAGGUCCUCUUCAACCCGGUCUGUAUCUAGUAGGAACUCCAAUUGGAAACCUCGAAGAUAUCACUCUACGAGCCCUCCGAGUCUUAAAAUCAGCUCAUGUAAUACUUUCAGAAGAUACCAGGCAUUCUGGAAAGCUGCUCCGCCAUUACAAUAUUAAAACUCCCCUUCUGAGCUAUCACAAAUUCAAUGAAACCCAAAGGGAACAAACUGUGUUGAAGAGGCUGAAGGAAGGUGAAAUUGUGGCGCUCAUAAGUGACGCUGGGAUGCCAGGCAUCAGUGAUCCUGGCACCGAAUUGGCAAAGCAAUGUGUGCAUGAAAACAUCCCUGUUAUUCCAAUACCUGGACCGUCCGCUUUUGUUGCUGCCCUCUCUGCCUCUGGCCUAUCCACUGAUGAGUUUACAUUUGUUGGAUUUCUCUCUAAACACGCUGGAUCUAGAAGAGAGAGGCUGAUGGUUUCAGCAAAUGAGGCGACGACACAAAUAUUCUAUGUGCCUCCCCACAAGCUUCGUGAGUUUCUUGAAGAGGCUUCUUCACUUUUUGGUGUUACAAGACAAUGUGUCAUAGCUCGUGAAAUUACGAAAGUUCAUGAAGAGUUUUGGCGGGGUACAUUGGGAGAAGCUGAAGAAGUGUUUUCUACUCGGACGCCAAGAGGUGAAAUUACAGUGUUAGUUGAAAGAAAGGAAAAUUCUCCGGUUGAAACACCUUCAGAGUCUCAGCUUGAGGAUGAGUUAAGAGAUUUGAUUUCCAAUGGGCAUAGCCUUUCUACGGCUGUCAAAUUAGUGGCUGAUGGCACAUCAGUGAGAAAGAAAACGAUAUAUUCAAUCGCAUUGAGAAAAUUUGGGAAGCAACUUGGUUCAGAGAGUCAUGAAGAUCCAUGCAAGCGACAGCUGGAGUGACCUUGGAUGUUACUGGUGGACCAGAGAGUAAAGUGCUUAUUAUGCGAACUGAUUUUUGUUUCUUAAUAUGUGAUGAAAAUAUUUACGUGAGUGUUUUAAUAGACUAAAUUUA
Messenger RNA from Prunus mume (Japanese apricot), 1292 nucleotides. RefSeq names its product Tetrapyrrole (Corrin/Porphyrin) Methylase. Lineage: Eukaryota; Viridiplantae; Streptophyta; Magnoliopsida; Rosales; Rosaceae. Gene Ontology annotation, molecular function: methyltransferase activity. The record is from RefSeq and is a predicted model, not a curated record.